This is a messenger RNA of Closterium sp. NIES-67, 4390 nucleotides long. NCBI's taxonomy places the organism in Eukaryota, Viridiplantae, Streptophyta, Zygnematophyceae, Desmidiales, Closteriaceae. The record is from the annotation of a GenBank genome assembly.
CUAUCGCGUUCAGCGCCAUUGCAACUCCACUUUCCGAUAGCUGCUGUUGUCUAGCUCCGCAUUGCCCUUUCCCGAUUUUCUGUCGGGCAAUGCUUCUCAGGACAGAAUCCACUUGCUUGUUGUACUCUGAAUAAGAUGCUGCGAUUUUUGCGCUAACGGGAGCGACAUAGGACUCUGAGCGACCCGUCACUGGUUGUUUCUGAAUAAAUCAUUCCGUAGCGUCGACAACUGCAUGCCACUGGGUCGUUUUCUAGGAAUGGACUAUCAAAGCCCCAGUUCAGAGGACUUGUACGACAAUAGCGAGUCGGGUAGCGCUUAUAACGAAUCCUCGAUUAGUCCCCCAGCCUCCCAAUAUACCUCCUCCUCUUCCGCAUCCCCUCCAGGAUCUCCUCCCCUCGGUGCUGACACCCCCAGAAAUAACGAUUCCAGAACCAUUUCGCCUGAGGGCAAUGACGACCCGAGCGAGCUUUCUGCGAGCUCGUGCGACGAGCCGAGCGACAAUCCGCUUUCGCCGUCAGCGGAGCGGCGGCGUCGCGGGCUUCGCACGUCGUUCUACACGCAGGCGGAUGCCCUCUUUCGCAAGAACGUCGCAUACCAGCGUCGCAACUGGGGCACGAACGCAUGCGUCGUCAGCCUCCCGGCCCUUUUAUGCCUCUUCCUACAAGCGCUCCAAAUCCUGCUUAAUAACGUUAUGAUGUCCACCUACAAAUGCGGAUGCGGCUGCCCCAAGGAGUUUAGACUACCUGACGGCACCUGCCCACCUGAGAGAAUCACCUGCGGUCCGGAGUACUCCACCGCGUCGCAGAUGCCCUUCUGCGCUGUCCCCGAGCCGCCCAUGUGGCCGGCUUUUGUCCAAGUACCGGCAAACGCGGCCAGAGCCGCUGCGCCGCCAGGGGUAGGAGCUUCGUUGGGGCUUCCGCCGGACACGUGUCGGUCUGAGAGUGGCCAGGGCUGCCCGACGGUGAUACUGUACACGGGACACAAUCGAACCGCCGCAGAUGCAAUGGCGUCCUUCCUCGUGCCUGACGUGCUCUACACGUCACUUAGAUCCGUCAGGAAACAUCCGACCACUUUCCUUACCACGAGCGACGCCGUGGCUUCCGCCGCAUCUCGCGCCGACUCCCCUCCGCCAGCCGCCUCAGUCUCAGCUCCCCCCGUGUCCGUCCCCGUGGGCGGAACAAAGCCGCCGUUGCUCCGCGGGCAAUCAGGGGGGGUGGCGGAGACUCUCUCCGCGCCUGGGCUGGGGGAGGUGCACAGCAUGGGGGGAAGCGGGACUGUUGCGGGAGUGGCGCAAGCCGUUAGGGGGAAGGGGCAGGCCAGCAAGGGGAGGAGAAGGGGGAGGCGUCAGGUGGCGAAGCAUGACGUGCGGAGACGACUGAAAGAGAUCGUGACUAUAGCGGGAGUGGAGAAGGCAAUAUCGCGGAUGCAGAAAGAACAGAGUAGGAGAGGCGCUCGCUUUAUGCAGCAGAUUAGCAUGAGCAGCGGCGGCGGCAGCAGCAUUGAAAGCAGACGCGGCAGUAGCAGCGAAAGAAGCAGCAGGAGUAGCAACUUAGACGAGGGCAAACAUAACCCACUGGGAGUGCGAAGAUUAAUCAAGGAGUGGAAAACGCCUAGUCGCCACCACAGCCAGCACAGCCAGAACCGCAACACGACAGCAGGGUACUGGGUGCCGUCGUACGUAUACGACCUGUCCCAGGUGACGCCCGGCACGGCGACCUACCCCGGAUGGAGCCUGCUGCUGGAAGAGGCGGUGUCGCCCGUGGGGUGGCAGGCGAACUCGUCGCUGCUGCUGCUGCUGCCGCAGUGCCGCGGCGGGAUGAAGGGGUUUACCGUCAACGCCACGGUUGCUGACGGCGUCACGUUUCCUAUUCGAGUGGAGUGUGUUGCUGUAGACACCGUAUGGAGGGACGCCCAAGCGGAUAUCGACACCGAACUGUACGCAGGCUACUACCAGGCGAAUCCGGAGCAGGCCACUAACGCGUACACAGCAGCCUUCGACUUCCAGGACUCGAAUCCGACUCGUUAUAACCCCGUGGUUCAGUACAAUUCCUCCUAUAACAACGCCAGCAUUGGCGGCGCUCCCGCCACUCUCCUCCGCUUCGCCCGCCUCCUGAACCUCGCCUCCAACGCCUUUGUCAAGACCUUCUAUAGCGCGGGUGGGUCUAAUAGUGCUGCCGCUGGUGACGCUGGUGCAGCAGAAGCAGCAGCAGCAGCAGCAGCAGCGGAGAUUCCUUUGCUAUUUGUGAAAGACUUUCCCAAAGUGGAAACCACACUUGGCGUGGACUUCGCGUCCCUUCUCGGCCCGCUGUUCUACAUGUGGCUGCUGCAGCUGCUGCUACCCGUGAUGGCGGUGGCGCUGGUAUACGAGAAGGAGCAGCAGCUGCGGGUGAUGAUGAGGAUGCAUGGGCUAAAGGACGGACCCUACUGGCUCGUGGCGUACAUCUACUUCCUCCUGCUCUCCCUCGCCUACAUCUUCUUUCUCGUCGCAUUCGGCUCACUCAUUCAGUUGAAGUCCUUCACUCUUAACCCCUACGGGCUGCAGUUUCUGCUGUACCUGGUGUACGCCAACACUCAGAUCGCCCUCGCCAUGCUCGCCUCUACGUGUUUCUCGCACACGCGCCCCGCCACCAUCGCAACCUACUUCUACGUGUUCGCCACCGCUCUAUUGGGGCAGUUUCUGUACCGGAACCUCCUCGAAUCAGGCUCCUUCUCAACCACAUUCACAACAGCUCUGCAGCUAUUCCCAGCCUUCGCCCUUUAUCACGGCGUCUACGAGCUCACCCAGUCGUCCCUCAUCGGCUCCUACCAGGCGUCCCAAGGCACCCUCACCUGGGUCACCGCCGCGACCAAUGGCUACCUGACAGCUGUCGCGAUCCUGGCCGUCGAGUGGCUGGUGUUCCUCCUCCUGGCGAUAUACCUGGAUCAGGUGGUUUCAGCAGGGAGCGGCGUCAGGAAGCAUCCUCUCUUCUUCCUCCGCGGCUGCAAAAGCGGCUGCAGGAAGCUUCUUGGCUCGCUCAAGAAGGUUCUAGGAACCUGCGGUAUUGGGGACGCUCGGGUGCAUGCAGCCUUCCAGGAAGGUUCCUGGAGGGGGGAAGAGAGGGAGGGGGGGGGAGCAGUGGGGGAAGGGGGUAAGGCGGAGUGGGGGGGAGGAGACAUGGAGGGUGUUGCAGGAAGGGGGGGAGUUGCAGGCAUGGGGGGAGAGAAAGAAGACAAGGCGAAAGGCCAUUUGGGUGGAUUUGACGUCGAGCUUGAGAAACGAAAGGUGCAACACCACUUGGGGAACGCCGACCUGUCCGCCCACCAGCACCCCAGCAUUCUGUGUGCCGGUCUCUCCAAGGUGUACCCCAGCAGGGACGGCAGCGGGCCAAAAGAGGCCGUGGCGGGCAUGUGGCUGGGGGUGGCACGGGGGGAGUGCUUUGGCAUGCUGGGGCCGAACGGGGCGGGCAAGACGACGGCGCUGAGGAUGAUGAUGGGGUUUCUGAAGGCGACCGGUGGGGCGGUGCACGUCGAAGGCAUGGACAUUAGCGACGACAUGGAGGACGUGUAUGCGCUCAUGGGGGUGUGCCCGCAGCACGAUCUCCUAUGGGAGCAGCUGACAGGCCGAGAGCACCUGCUGUUCUACGGGCGGCUGAAGAACCUGUGUGGGGCAGCACUGGCAGCAGCAGUGGGCGCAUCCCUCUCAGGAGUGCGCCUACUGGCGGAGGCCGACAAGCCCGUGCACCAGUACAGCGGCGGCAUGAAGCGACGCCUCUCCGUCGCUAUAUCUCUUAUCGGGGACCCUCUUGUUGUGUAUAUGGACGAGCCCAGCACGGGGUUGGAUCCUUCAUCGAGGAUGCACCUGUGGAGUGUGGUGAAGCGGGCUAAGAAGCACUGCGCCAUCGUGCUCACAACCCACAGCAUGGAGGAGGCAGAGGCCCUCUGUGACCGCAUGGGCAUAUUUGUCCGGGGGAGGUUUGCAUGCAUAGGCAGUGCCCAGGAGCUGACAGCACGUUAUGGCGGCUGUUACAUCUUCACGGUUACCACACCCGUCGACCAAGAGGCCAGCGCUGCCCUGCUGGCUCUGUCGCUCUCCAUCAACGCCAGCAGAAUAUACAACCUGUCGGGCACCCAAAAGUUUGAGAUGCCCGUGGAAGAUGUGAAGAUCUCUGAUGCAUUCGCUGCAGUCCAGGCAGCAAAGAUGUCCAUGAACAUACAAGCAUGGGGACUGACAAACUCCACCUUAGAGGAUGUUUUUAUAAAGGUUGCAAAACAAGCAAAUGCUAAUGUGAUAUAACUUGCAUGCGCCUUGCAUGUCCGCAGCACUAAUUGAAUUAAUUCUUCUAUCUACAAGAAUACCACAUUUCUUGUAAAUGAUUGCAGAUACCACAUUUGCUCUGCAUGGGCUAAUAGU